AUGAUUACUGGUCUCCAUCACGUUAACAUCCUCGUCCCGGAAGGCACCCUCGACCGGGCGGAGGAAUUCUACACAAACACCCUGGGUCUGCCAUCAGCUCCGGUUCCCCAUCUACAGAAAGGAACCCUUCUAUGGUUCAACCUCACGCCGGAUGGCAGCCAGCAGAUUCAUGUAGCCUUUGGCUCCAACAGCGAUUUGCAUUCCGACCGUCACGCUUGCCUGAAAGUUGGGUCUCCGGACCAUCUGUUGACCCUGCAGCAGCGUAUUUGGGAACAUCAUCAGAGAGGGGGCGAUGCUGCUCCCUUGCACGCUGAUAAGCCGGGGGAGCAAAACUCGGGUGCCCAGGGCAUCGAAUAUCCGAGUCGGUUUUUUGCCAGAGACUUUGCGGGUAACCGGCUGGAAUUUACCCUAUGA
Molecule: messenger RNA, 414 nt
Organism: Aspergillus luchuensis
Lineage: Eukaryota; Fungi; Ascomycota; Eurotiomycetes; Eurotiales; Aspergillaceae
Product: putative glyoxalase family protein
Exons: 3
Coding region: 1-414 (137 amino acids)
Source: RefSeq, a predicted model, not a curated record